Papilio xuthus (Asian swallowtail) is the source of this 4069-nucleotide messenger RNA. RefSeq lists its product as uncharacterized. The record is from RefSeq and is a predicted model, not a curated record. Gene Ontology annotation, molecular function: protein binding. Lineage: Eukaryota; Metazoa; Arthropoda; Insecta; Lepidoptera; Papilionidae. The coding region runs from base 130 to 3747 and encodes 1205 amino acids. The transcript has 28 exons.
UUUACCAAAUGUCACAUACAGCAAUUGUCAAAAAUUUUUAGGGAGUUUUGGUUAUUUCUAAUAACCUUGAAGACAAUUAUAUACGCAAUAUGGUCAACAUUUAUUUAUUACUCGUUUAGCGAGCUUGAAAUGCAAAAGAGCAAAAGUUUGGAAAAGGUAAACGUUGCGAAACAAGCUUCUGAUGCAAGUGAAAACUGUGCACAAAUCGCUCGCAAGCCAAAAAGAAGAGUUCGUAACAAUUUCGGCAAUAUCUUCGAAAGAUAUCACAUAACUGUUAAGCCAAAACUUCUAAGGAGCAGCUCAUUAUCGGAUCUUGCUACUAAUUCUAGUGACUUUACAUUAGAUUUUAUCAAGAAUUCCAGUAAUUUGUUAAAUCGGGCCAAUCAACUAUCCAGCCAAAACUGUUCCGGGGACACUUGCAGACCGUAUAUAUACCAUAGCCUUGACACCCGAUACAUGUCGUGGAAUAAUAAAGUAAAAAAAUUUAAGAAGAAAAUAGAAAUGUCUCCGGAGCCGAUUUCAAAAGGGACAAACGAUUAUGAUCCAGAUCAUAAUAUAUCCUCUUGUGCAGAAAACUCAAGUGUGUGUAGUACUGAUGAAAUGAGUGUACAGAGGAUAGCUGCUUUUCCAUUUAAAUCUACACCAAGUGGGAAUCUAAAAGUACAAUCUAAUCAGGUCGUUUUCCAAUCUUCAACUGUCGGAGUGUUACUAGCAGACCCAACUCAAGCAAAGGUUAAAGUUAAAUUUGAAGGAAAAGCUGCUGGUGAACCGGAAAAUAAAAUAGAAAACAAUUAUACCGAUGAAAAUGAUUCAGAAACACAAGUGAAAUAUAGUCAUAAAGAGUCUAUAAAUAUGAGAUUAAAAGCGGUCACUGAACGUCAUUCUAAACCAAAAGCACCGGUGAUAAGAGAAGAGCAUGGUAAAGACUUGGGCAGUCUUGGAUAUGCAAUUGCUGAACCUAUAGAUUGGAGUCGAGUACAAUUGCCGAAAAAACAGGAUUUAUUUCAGGAAUUUUAUCGCAGAAUAUUAAACUACAUCCACACGGACACAAUUAUCCAUAUUGGUGACGAGGAAUUCCAUUGUCAUCAAAUAGUUCUUCAAAUAUAUUCAUCAUUUUUCGACAGUAACAAUCUUCGUGAAAUAGAAUUACCUAUAUCAAGCGUAACACCUGAAGCGUUUCAAAUAAUUUAUGAAUGGAUGAUUUUUAGUAAUUCAGAAAGUAAUAAAGUUCUCAAGAGAGAAAAUAUUUUGGAAUUGUUCUGCGCAGCUCAAUAUCUAGCUGUAAAAGAUUUGGAAGAUCAAUGUUGGUCUUUUAUUGUGCACGAGGAAUUAUUUACUGAAGAUACAGCCUUCGCUUUAUAUAGAGAAGCUAGAUCGAAAGGGAUGUCACCUGUAAUGGACAUAAUGGUUCCUCGCGUGAUGAGAUUUUUUCUACCGCUGGUCGCUUCAAGAGAUUUUCUUGAAUUGGAACCGGAUGAGGUUAUGACGUUUCUUAAAUCGAAUUACAUUUGCGUUACAAGCGAGAUAGAAGUACUAAUGGCUGGUGUUCGGUGGCUGUACGGCAACUGGCCGGCGCGAAGACGACUGGUAGUGGACAUCAUGCGGUGCAUCCGCUUCGGUCUCAUCUCCCCCUGGCAGCUUGUCGACAUCAAACGGAACCCCGACAACGCUGAGAUAUUAGAAAUAGUUAAUGAGCCUGAAGUACAACAGAUGGUUGAUGAUGGACUGGCAUAUGUUAUCAUAAAGUAUUGGUACGGUAACAAUUCCAAGAACUAUUAUCAUUGGAUCGACGUCCUCGGACUCUCCGAGCCCGCCGAAAGGAACUGGAUAGGCGAAGAAAAGAAUCACGUCACUUACAAAGAUUUCCUAAAAUACCUGGAACACUUCAUGGUCCCGAAAGAGCAGAUGUAUCAACAAAUGUCGAUGAUGCAACCACCGAGAAGAACAGAUGACUUGCCGAGCACUUUACGUGGACUGGAUGCCGAUAAAAUGGAUAUGAGGAGACCGAAGAUGGAAUUCCCUCUACCUGGUACAUUAAAGGGACUUGGCGGGGAUAAGGACAAAUCAUUUCCGACGAUGAGCGAAUUUUUUGAAAACAGGCGAAAGACAAAAGAAGCAAAUCAGACGAGAUCACCGAUACGAUCGCCUAACCAGGGCUCUGAGUGUUUGCCGACAAUAAGCCAACCAACUCCGCAAACUUCGAGGAAGACUCCCGAACCUGAACGCAAGUCACAGAAACAAAUCGAACCAAAUGAGCCACGAUUGUUUCUAGCCAAUCAAACUUUGAUCCAAAAACAAGUCCAACAAAUACAAACGGCCACAUUACCGGGACCAAAUUUACCACAGCAGCAUGCGCAAAUAUAUGAGCCGCCUGAAAAGGACUCAUCAGAUAAUUUCAACACCACCAAAAGUGUUACCAGCAGUGAAAGUAUUGAUACGAGAUAUUCUGAAAAGACUCAAUACAUCAACAAGACUUGCGACACAAGACACAACAGUGUGGCGGCCUGCUACCUAGCUGCUGCCACUGCCGCUCUAGCUGGUUCUAGAAGAGAAUCACAAACAUCUCCAACAUCAGGAUCCCGCGUUCAAACUACAAUGUCGACCUCCCGACCUGAGCAGUCGCCGCGGCCUACGGGGCCCACUUCACAGAAUGUCAUUGCCAGCCCUCAAGUUUCACUCUUCAACCAAUCUAAAGAGUCUCUUGCCAAAAUCAAUAUGAAUAAGUUAUCAACGUCGAUUCUUGGUCCAUCAAACAAAACGUAUAUAGUUGAUGGUUCAUUGUUUAAUUGGGACCGCGAAACUGUUCUGGUGUUUGGAGGCACCGAUCCCCACACAGGGUACGGAGUUGGUCGGAAUACUGGAAAAGAUAUUUACAGGUUUGAUCCGGUCACAAAUUCCUGGGAUUACGUCGGUGACUUACCAGAGCCGAGGCACCACCAUUCUGUGGCGUUUCUAAGAGGGAGAGUCUAUCUUGUUGGUGGUGCAGACCCACGCGAUGACGACACCCGUGGCAAGUCAGUGGUAGUCUCGACAGUAUGGAGUUACGAACCGGUUACACGGUCUUGGUACAGCGAAUCUGGUCUCGCCAUACCUAGGAAGAAUUUCGGUCUUGUGGUACAUCGCAUGGCUCUUUACGCUAUUGGUGGACAGGACAAGAAAGGCAGAGUGCUGCGUUCAGUGGAGAGGUUCGACCCUAAGACGGGGUCGUGGAGUGAAGUUCGGUCGAUGGGCGUUGCGCGCAUGGCCAUGGCCGCGGUCAAGUAUCGGGAGUACAUCUGGGUAGCCGGGGGCAUGACCGGCGAGAAGAAAAACCCCGUCUGCAAGGUCGUCGAGUGCUAUAACUCUAAAACAAAUGAAUGGACGGAAAUCUAUAGUCUUCGGUUUCCGCGAUGUUUUGCAACGCUGUUCGCAAUGAAUGACAAACUUUACAUAAUAGGAGGAGCGGGAAAGAUAACAGAAAAGGAUAAAACUCCUAGUAGUGUUGGUGCUAUUGACAUCUGGGACUGGAAGGAUAGGACGUGGAAGCAGGAGACAGAAAUGUCCAUACCCCGACACGGCCAUGCACUCGCUUAUUUAGGAACGCAGCUCAUUAUAAUAGGUGGUGUAACAACGAUAUACAUGCGAGCUCUGAGCAAUGUGGAAUCAUUCUGUUGCGAGCGUGGUGCUUGGAUCCGAGGUGUGGCAACGCUGCCGUCGCCACUAUCUGGCCAUGGAGCUGUUACCUUACCACCUGCUUCACUUAUGUGACAAAUAUCUGCAUCACAAGAGGUUAUGGUACCAGGAGAACAUAAAAUGUAGAGAUAUUCUAUCAACAUUGUUACGUGAGUCUCCAGUGACGUGACAGUUGUGUUUCUUGUCUCUUUUUUCCUCGGAGAGAAUGAAAGAGAUAACAAUAUGUAACGCAAUCGUCAUGGCAGUGGAGUAUCACUAUUAUAUUGACUGUAUAAAAACAUUGUGUACUCAAAUGCAAAGUUUGGAGUAGUACAAAAGUUACUACUCAGAGUUGAACUUACAAAAUGGAAAUAAAAUUAAUAUCAGUGCUGUUAUAAAUUUAUUCACAGCUUUACAA